GGGUUUUGCUGGUUAGCACAUCCCUCCUCCCCCCCUUCUUUCUUUCUAUUCUUCUACCGCUUCCCCCCCCACAUCUUGAGAGCAGGAUUCCCUGGACCAAGUUGCGGAUAAUUCCUUCUCGAUAUUUCAUCGGGUUCAUUCGGUUUGGUACGGUACGCUCGCUGGCAGGCGUCGAAUCAUGGCUCGAGGCGGAUCAAGCACUGUGCGAGGAAGAUGGAUUGGAUAUGGGAUUUUGCUAGGGGGAUUGAUUUCUGGCGUUCAGAGCUUGGAUUGCCCUGUUCGACCUUUCGCUCUUCCCUGGGAAAAUACUACCAUCUUGAACUAUCCCGAUAGAGCGGCUGCUCAUAGAAGCGUCAGAUGGCAGGUUGGUUCCAACAAGCAAGUACUGGCCAUGCAGCUGGGGACAACACUCAACUCUACCUUCAUCCCCGACGGGGACAAGGUGUGCAAGAAUGAUGGAUCGACGGAUGAGCCGCCUGGGAAGUUUGGUUGCGUGUUUUGGAGAGGAGGACUCUUUCAGCCUGCGAGUAGUAAGACCUGGGUGAAGGAUACGGGUGUUGAGCCAUAUAACGGAUCCGUGAGAAAUGAAGGAUGGGAUUAUCUCCAUCAGGAUUUGUAUGCCAAGACUGGCAAGGAUCCGUUGUCUGAUUUCCCGAGAGGUUGGGACACGAUCACCUUUGGCGAUAAUCUUGAGGUUGAAGGUUACCCCAUGACCAUUAUCGAUGAUGGGAAAUUUCCCUUUGGUGCUGGCUUCAUUGGUCUUGCCUCCGAUUCCGUGUUUCUCAAGUCGGCCGUCCACGCGAACGUCACGCCUUCCGCCACCUGGUCUUUCGAUUACGGUCUCACAGCGGCAGAUGUUGCAGGUGAAUUAGUGGUUGGAGGUUACAACGCGGCCAAGGCCAAGCCGGAAGACUGGCACAACUUCACUGUUUCGGCGGACAAGAGCAAGCCUUGCCCUUUGCAGGUGACAGUUAGUAAGAUGAAAUGGGGGUCUACCGAUUUGAUGGCUGGAAUGGAACCAUUUAUGGCAUGCGUAGAACCGGCGUAUUGGUCAAUGAUAAUGCCCUAUCAAGUUCAACAAAAUUUCAACGACACUAUGCUGAACGGUCGUCGCAACACAACCUUUUGGAGGGCCACAUGGGAAUAUUUUUUUUAUAACUUAACGGACACGCUUCCUGAUGGUGACUUUACUAUCGAACUAGACACCGGGUUUUCGGUAACCAUGCCACGCUCGGAAUGGAUUUAUGAUGCAGUUCAGAUUAACGCCGAUGGACAUUGGGACAAAAUACCAGGAUCCAUCCAAGCAACCUUAGGAACCGCCGGUUACGCACCCGGAGUUACUCCUCUUCUGCCUUUCCUCGGCGCGCCCUUCCUUUCCCAGGCAUACCUUAUCGUUGACUAUUCAACCAAUCCUCAAACCUUUGCCCUGGCAAAGACUAAUCGUGCAAAGGCGGAUCAAAAGCUUGUGCCCCUGAGCUGCAAGGGAUCUGGUAACAUGACAACGCCAAAGGCCGAGAAAAAGACGCCAACCGGAGUGAUUGUUGGUUCAGCAGUAGGAGGAUUCGCAGUUCUGGCAAUAGUCGGGGCAAUAAUAUUCUGCCUCCUCCGCCGCCGCAAGCAGCGAGCAGAAGCGACUGCCGAGACGAACGUCUUUUCGGGAGCCGAUCCCCCAAAGACCGACAUGGCGGGCACGGGACUUUACCGUCCGCCAGCGUACACUUCCCCAGGCCCCUCCUCGAUUGCAGGCGCAUAUCCCCCUGAAUCGGUCAUGUCGGAUAACAACUCGACGAGAUCGCCGUCCGGAUACUCGCAUGUGCCUUCUUCCCCGCCGCCCUCUACUAGUGGGGUAUACAAUCCUCCGUCCUCCAUCCGUAGGCCAGCACCCGCGGCCGUGAACGCUGAUGGCCCUCCAGCUGAGCUGAGCGCACGACCACCAUCCGCGGCAGCUUUUCCCGGAAUUUUCCAGGAGGCGGACUAUGAUGCUGCGUCCUCGAAUGAAGGGAGCAAGGGGGGAAAGUGAACCAAAUAAGCUGUAAGGGACGAGACGUUUUCUUUAGUUACUAUUUUUCUCUCUUUCCCUUCUUCGGGGGGAGCGUUUAGCGGGCGUUCUAGGAUGUAUAUAUGAUGUAGUGGCAACAUCCGCUUUUCUCUUUCCAUAUUCUCUUUCUAGUUGCCUUCAUUUAAUUGUAUGAAGUUGUGUAACCUGAUAA
Molecule: messenger RNA, 2210 nt
Organism: Tuber melanosporum (Perigord truffle)
Lineage: Eukaryota; Fungi; Ascomycota; Pezizomycetes; Pezizales; Tuberaceae
Exons: 8
Coding region: 179-2020 (613 amino acids)
Source: RefSeq, a predicted model, not a curated record